Molecule: messenger RNA, 336 nt
Organism: Zychaea mexicana
Lineage: Eukaryota; Fungi; Mucoromycota; Mucoromycetes; Mucorales; Lichtheimiaceae
Exons: 1
Source: RefSeq, a predicted model, not a curated record
GAUAAAAUUCGCGCAUUCAAGAUCGACUUACGUUUCAUAUACGAUACUGAAAAGGUUGAAUAUGAUGUUGGUGCUGGGGAAGCAUCGAUGGAACCAGCAGCACCGAAACUUUUUCAUGAUCUGGGAAAGCUCUUACGUGAAGGGAAGGACGUUCUUGAUGGCAUUCUGGGUUGUACAUUGGAGGACGCUACGGCAGAGAGGGCGAGCGGUUGGAUCAUUCAGAUUUGUGGUCUUCAAGGCCAAAUCUCGUCACUGCAUUUAAUACGAAAGGGACUUUAUGUUGCGAUACCCCAAUACAAGUUUGGAUUUCCUACAAGUACAUCUGGUUUGGAAUCU